AUGAAGCUGUUGUUCGCAUUGUUGUGUCUUCUUGUUCCGGCCACCCACGCUUCCUACAAAUUGACCGUCUACCUUCGACGGCUCGACGUCGGCCAGGGUUUCCUUGCCAAUGGUACCCACUGUACCCCCACCUGGAAUAUCGGGGAUCAAUGUAAUAUUAUGCUCAAGCUAGCCGUUUGCCUUGGAACUCCAGAUGAUCCCUCGGACCCGUGCCCGGAAACUAAGCGGCAGCCGAUCGACCUCGGCCAAGUUACGAACAACCAAAAUGCGAUAGACUUUGCGGGCGGCGGCACGGCCUAUGGCGCCUGGAAAAACCCGGCCGACUUUGUGAAUUCCGAGGAUGGAGUUUUGUACGCGGGCUUUUCCCUGUACGUUGAGGCGCGCGACAAGCAGAAUGGGCUGAUCGACAGCUACUCGCAUCGUUUUGACGACGGACUGUCGCCGAACAAUUUCGAGUACUUCUCGCAUGAGCGCGUCAACUUGGAGGCGACUUUGUUCUCGAUCGCCUGGCGAGCCAGCGGCGAUCUUCCGACCCCGCCGCCUCCUACCACCACCGAGGGCCCGACCACGACCACACAAUCUACUACUUCCGGCCCGUCCACACCGGAACCGACGACUGAAGCCCCGAUCACGGCAACGGAAUGUGGUGAGAUCCCUCUUCCCCGCUCGGAUGGCUCGUAUUUCAUCCUGAUCGACAAUGUUCCCAACAAAGUUUACUGCUCAUUUGGAACGAACGUCGCCAUCACCCACAUUCAGGGACGAGGCGAGAUCGGUUUUACUAACGACACCUUCGCGAGAAAAUACGAAGACUACGCAAGCCCAUUCGGCACCCUCGGCAAGGGUAACAACUAUUGGCUGGGUCUGGACAAUAUCAAUGCGAUGACGAGGAGUGGAGACUGGACGCUCUUCAUCGAGGUUUGCUGCGGAAAAACGUCAGUUACCCAGCAGACCUACAAAAAUGCAAAGAUCAGCGACAAAGCGUCGAAUUACACUCUAGCCGCCAGCGCCACCAUCAACACCGGACUUAACGUUGAUGAUUCGACAAACGCUUAUGGGAAAGACUUGGGGCGCCCCUUCCGCACCUUCGAUCAAUGGGCACUGGAUAAAAGUGAAGAUGAAGAAUAUUGCUCGAUCAUUAAUGACAAGGAACACGGGAAAGUUAGCAAGGGAACGGGGGGCUGGUGGUUUGGAAAUUGUGGCGAGAACUUGAACGGUGAAUACUACACCGCGGAGGAAGUGGAUGAUAAUUGCGUAAUCAACACGGUUGAUCUGACAAAGAAAGGGACCGGCAUCGAGUUGAUCACGAAAGUGAACCCGGCGAUAGUCGACCCGCUUUAUGACAAGAAGAGCUACACUAGAGCCAGGAUGGGCCUCUACAAGGGUUCCGGGCAGCCACUUGGCCUCAAAGACUAUUGCAGC
Messenger RNA from Mesorhabditis spiculigera, 1419 nucleotides. Lineage: Eukaryota; Metazoa; Nematoda; Chromadorea; Rhabditida; Rhabditidae. The record is from the annotation of a GenBank genome assembly.